Phytophthora nicotianae INRA-310 is the source of this 1170-nucleotide messenger RNA. RefSeq lists its product as hypothetical. The transcript has 3 exons. Lineage: Eukaryota; Oomycota; Peronosporomycetes; Peronosporales; Peronosporaceae. Bases 1 to 1170 code for a protein of 389 amino acids. The record is from RefSeq and is a predicted model, not a curated record.
AUGACGAGAGAAAACCCUCCCUUCACCGAACAUGGGUAUCUGGAUCUCGCUGAGCUGCUCGUACCUGCAGGGCAUAAUUUGCUGAGCUAUGCAACGUCUAGUUCGGUGCCUGAAGUAAUCGAAAAGAUACUUGACAGCGGGGUUUUGGGGCAAAAUGACAAGUUUGCUGCCUGCGCAGUGGGGACUUUAGCUCGACGUGGCAGAUUCACCUUAAUGCAGCGUGCAGCUCGGCUUUGGACGCCCUCUUCAGAGUACCAGUUUUGUUGGCUGAAUACACCCAUUGGGUGUGAAGCAUGUGGAAACGCCUGCGAUCCCUUCCGUUUAGCAGCCGGGGCAGAUCAAGUUGAGGUUCUGGAGUAUCUCUACUCCCAGGGGUUCCGCGAUGGAAUAGGGGACGCUAUAACUGACGCUGUGGAUCUAGGACAACUGAACGCAGUGAAAUGGUUAUUGGAACAUAAUGCCUAUCCCGGUGGACUCCAGACAUAUUCUCUGAUUGGCAUUGCUGCAGGUCGUGGCAAUCUGGAGAUACUGCAGUAUUUUCAUAAUUUGGACCCGUUGUCAAUUCUUGAAGCAAAUCGGCCAAAGCAAGGUGAACUAGGAUGGUGGCUUCGAACAGAAGAAGCGGUGAAUGAAGCUGCAAAGUUUGCCACAGUGGAAGUUCUCAACUGGUUACGAGCGAAUGGCUACAAUGAAAAGUGUUCGGCAGAGGCAAUGAAUCAUGCAGCAAACUCUGGACGAUUGGAACUAUUGGAAUGGCUCCACGUUACUAAGGCUAGAGAAUGUACAACGAAUGGAGCUGCCUCGAAUGGACAUUUAGAGAUCGUAAAGUUUCUUCACAAAUACCGUCCGGAAGGUUGCACAACAAAUGCAAUGGAUCUGGCUGCUGGCGAAGGUUGCACUGUCCAAGCAAUCCAGCAAUCCGUUGCGCGGGGACACCUACGCAUUGUCAAGUUUCUUGCCGCUCACUACGCUCAAUUUGUCGACCAGGUGGACCCCCUCACUUGUGAGCACAACCUGGAAAUGAUAAUGUUUCUCCAGAUGCAGCAUCCGCAGGUCUUCUCGCUCGAGAACGUUGCUAACAUGCUGGGUCGCCUUGAGGGGGGUAAUACAACUGUGGAGAGCGUUCAAGUGUCUAACUGGCUGAAGGAGCACUACUCUUCGGUGGAGUAA